Molecule: messenger RNA, 1890 nt
Organism: Hirsutella rhossiliensis
Lineage: Eukaryota; Fungi; Ascomycota; Sordariomycetes; Hypocreales; Ophiocordycipitaceae
Product: GMC oxidoreductase domain-containing protein
Exons: 2
Coding region: 1-1890 (629 amino acids)
Molecular function (GO): oxidoreductase activity, acting on CH-OH group of donors; flavin adenine dinucleotide binding
Source: RefSeq, a predicted model, not a curated record
AUGAUGCUUCCAAAGCUUUUAUUAGCAGCCCUUUGGCUGGGGUUCUCGGCUAGAGGCGCCUUCGUAACAGAAGUUCAUGAGUCUGCCUACUAUGACUAUAUCAUUGUUGGCUCCGGUGCGGGAGGCUCGCCGAUGGCUGCGCGGUUGGCUAGGUAUGGACACAGAGUGUUGCUCAUCGACGCUGGGGACGACCAAACAAAUACGCCCGAGUACCAGAAUCCCGGGUUAAACUUGAAGGCCUCGGAGCAUCCUCCCAUGUCAUGGAACUUUUUCGUACACCACUACUCGGAUGAAAACCAGCAAAUAAAGGACGACAAGAUGAGCUGGGCGAUGCCGUCGGGCCAGAUCUACGUCGGCAGCAACCCUCCCCAGGAUUCCAGACCGAUGGGAGUUCUUUAUCCCCGGACAGGAACUUUUGGAGGCUGCACUGCCCACAACGCCAUGUUGACCGUAUAUCCCCACGAGUCUGAUUGGAACAACAUUGCCGAGAUGACGGGGGACCAAAGCUGGUCGGCGGAGAAUAUGAGAGCCAUCUUUGAGAGGCUUGAGCGAAACCGCUAUCUGCCAUCCAAGCCAGCUGGGCAUGGCUACGAGGGCUGGCUGACCACAACCAUCUUCCCAAUGGCCAUUGCUCUGAAGGAUUCAAAGGUGGGGGCAAUGGUGGCGGCUGCUCUAAACUGGCGGUAUCUAGACGCAAGAGACGUGGCCCGGCUUUCUGAGCGCGAUUUGAACGCAUACACCCCAGACCGUGACAGUUGCGAGGGGAUUUUUCAGAUGCCAAUCUCUGUCACGGAGAAGACGGAACGAUCGGGCCCCGUCGACUCUAUCAAACAAGUUCUAGCCGAUGAGAGGUCGGGCCGUCUAUCAAGAGGUCGGGUGGAUAUCCUCCUCACCACGCUUGUCACACGCAUUAUUUUCGACUCAGAAGACACAUAUUCUGCGACGCCAAAAGCGAUCGGUGUUGAGUAUGUGCGAGGGAAGAGCCUCUACCGCGCCGACCCGCGCGCAUCGUAUUCUCGCGACUUACCACCCAGGCGUAAAAUUCUCGCCAAGCGAGAAGUAAUCAUCUCCGCCGGCGCCUUUAACACGCCUCAGCUGCUGAAAUUAAGCGGCAUCGGCCCUAGAGACGAGCUAGAGAGAUUGAGGAUUCCCGUUGUUGUUGAUCUCCCGGGUGUUGGCACCAACCUGCAGGACCGGUACGAAAACACAGUUGUUACAGGCAGCGCUCAAAACUUUUCUUCUAGAUUUGCUGUUGCGUUCCUAAAGAAAUCUUCGGUAGCAGAGGGAGGUGUUCCCGACCUCUUCAUCACAGGGUCGGUAUCCAACUUCACUGGUUAUUUUCCGGGGUACUCUAAGAUGGCGACAGGGGACCCUUCGAGGUGGUCUUGGAUCGUGCUCAAAGCCUAUACGAGAAAUCACGCUGGAACUGUCAAGCUCCGCUCCCGUGAUCCUCGCGACAUGCCGAUCAUUAACUUUAACUACUUCGAUUCGGGGACGAACAGUGAGGGCGAGGCUGACAAGGACGCCCAGGCCUUGCUAGAGGGGGUUGAAUGGGCUCGGACUGCUUCUCGAAGAGUCAACGACGCCGGUGUUGGCGAAUUCUACGAGGACUGGCCAGGGGAUAGCGUGCAGUCGUCUCGUGAUAUGAGGCGUUUCAUUAAGAAGGAGGCCUGGGGCCACCACGCUUCUUGCACGUGCCCUAUCGGUGCCGACGAGGACCCGAUGGCCGUAUUGGACUCUAGCUUCCGCGUUCGAGGGGUAGAAAGCCUGAGGGUUGUUGACGCAAGCAUCUUCCCUAAGAUUCCAGGAUUCUUCAUCGCACUACCGAUUUAUAUAAUUAGCGAGAAGGCAGCCGAUGUUAUUAACGCCGACUCCCGGGACUGGUACUGA